GCUUCUUCUCAGCCGUCCUCAUCACCACUACUCAACCAGCAUAAAGAGUCCAACGAUGUUUUUGUAGCUCAGCUUGGUUCAGAUUAUACACGUAGCACCGUUGAAACACUUCUAUCUGGCAGACACCGCUGCGCUUAGUAGACUUUUGUGCUUCCAGCACCGGGUCCUCCUUGGGGAGAAAAAAAGCGGCUUCUUGGCUUCAGUGCGGAAAAAACGGAGAGGUGGAGAAGAGGACCGAGCUAAGUCGGGCGUGGUAGCAAGAAAAAAACUCAUCUUUGUUAGCAAAACUUCAAAAAGUAGCAUCUAUAAUGUCGCUGUCGGUACCGCAGAACGGAGUAAAGGCGGAUAACGAACCCGUUAUCGAGCUGUUUGUGAAGGCGGGGAGUGAUGGAGAGAGCAUCGGGAACUGCCCCUUCUCCCAGAGGCUCUUCAUGAUCCUGUGGCUGAAAGGAGUCGUCUUCAACGUCACCACAGUGGACCUCAAGAGAAAGCCUGCAGAUCUCCAGAACCUGGCCCCAGGCACACACCCCCCCUUCAUCACCUUCAAUGGCGAGGUUAAAACUGACGUCAACAAGAUCGAGGAGUUCCUUGAGGAUGUCCUUUGCCCACCCAAGUACAUCAAACUUGCUGCAAGACACCCCGAGUCAAACACAUCUGGUAUGGACAUCUUCGCCAAGUUUUCAGCAUUCAUUAAGAACUCAAAACCAGAUGCAAAUGAGGGUCUGGAGCGCGGCCUCCUGAAGACUCUGCAGAAGCUGGAUGAAUAUCUUCGUUCACCGCUGCCUGACGAGAUCGACCACAACAGCAUCGAGGAUGUCAAGGUCUCCAACCGCAAAUUCUUGGACGGUGAAGAAAUGACCCUGGCUGACUGUAACCUGCUGCCCAAGCUGCAUAUAGUCAAGGUGGUGGCCAAGAAGUACCGAGGCUUCGACAUCCCCAAAGAGAUGACUGCCGUCUGGAAGUACCUGAACAACGCCUACACACGCGAGGAGUUCACCAACACCUGCCCCAGUGACAAAGAGAUCGAGAUCGCCUACGGAGACGUAGCCAAGAGGCUAGUCAAAUAAGCUCCCCUGACCUGACCUCCUCCCUGCACCCCUCACCCCGUAACCCCCCUUCUCUCUACACACUCCUCCCACCCAGCACUGGGACUGAUGUGCUCCAUCACGAGAAAGAAAAAAAAAACUCUGGACUUCUUUUCCUUCUCUCCUCAUCUAGAGCGAACCCCAAAUGCAUGAUCUUUUUGUUUGUUUUUUCUCUCCGAUUUUUACGAAGACCUCUUAUUAGUUGAUUCAGCAAAAGGUCACAUCAUCAUUAUUGCUUUUGUUUUUUCAUUUGCUGAUGAAUGUUGCAUUGGAGAAGACAUGUGUAUCAGCGCUUAUCAAUGUUGGGAGCCUCGUCACACCCGCUCCCUGAUAAGUGGCCUUAGAGCUGACCUUGUCUCCGCGUGCAGGGGAAAGGUCUCAAGCUGUUGUUUAUGUUCGGUUGUCUGUUUAAUAUUGAAAUAGCUCUUUCUAGGAUCGCUUUAAAAUGAACACUGAGAAGCAGUUUAUUUUCCUGUCUUUUGGCUUAUUAAGAGGCAUUGUAAACAGUGUUGAAGCUUCAGUGUUUUGUUUUGUUUUUUUGGCUCAAAGUAUUUGACAGGUUUAAAGUAGAAGCUAAUCCAAACCUGACAUAUCAAGCGAGAGAUGCUUUAUUUUAAUGUUGAGCUGUUUAAAAUAAAUCAAAAAUAAUUGUAACUGCAGGUAAAGCUACCUGGUAUCCAUGCUCUGAUUUCCUCAUUGCCUCAAACAGGCAAAAGUCUUGUAGCUCAGCUCAGUAGAAUUGUAGGGAAUUUCCUGUACCGGCUGCAGAAGUAACAACUCAGGACAAAUCUAACCUGAGGUCUAAGAAUUAUUCAACCAUAUGUAGCUGACAGGUAUUCAAUGGGGUGUAGAUGUCUAGACUGGCCUUUUGUUAAUCGCCACAGAGAAAGCUUGCUUGCUCUUUCUUCUCCUCUGAAGCAUGAAGGAAAAGUCUUUGGUCGUGCUGACUGUAGCGGUAGUUUGGAUUACACAUGGCGGACCAAAAAAGGGGGCACAUUAUACUGGUUUCACUGUGGAAAGGAUGACUCCGUUUGAAUAAAAAAAAAACACACACUUUCACUGUUAAUUCUCCAUAGCAUACAGAAUGAAGGACACUAAUGUGCAGUCAGGCACCAGGAAAGAUAUUUAUGACAAAACGAAUGAGGAGAGUAGCAAUGAAAGGAAUAUCUUCCUCUUCAGUAUGUAGAUUGAUCUCUAAGGUAGUGAAUGUAUGUUACGAUACAGUAGCUCCAAAGUGCUUUAGUGCGGUUAAAGCAAAACCUGUUUUGUUUUCUCCCGUUUGCCAUGUUUUUUCAGACAUUUGUUAUGACACAAAUUUGAUAAAAAAAGGAAUUGUAAAUAUUUGUUUUGAUUGCUCAGAAUUCAAUGUGUAAAUUUUAUACAUUUAAAUCUGAAUUUUGAGGGGAAUUUUCUUGCCUGCUUGGAUUUUAAUUCUAGAUAAACCAUCUCCUCUUUGCCUUACGUUUUCUCUCUGCGGAUGUUUUGCAGGCCGUUUUUUUCAGAGAUCAUUUCAUUACAACAUGAGUGUGAUGUUGUACAAAGGAAAUAUCUAAGCUAUGUCGUAGCUUUUUUAACAAUAUUGACUGAAUUGAAAUAAACUUAUUGGCACUCUGA
Molecule: messenger RNA, 2699 nt
Organism: Centropristis striata (black sea bass)
Lineage: Eukaryota; Metazoa; Chordata; Actinopteri; Perciformes; Serranidae
Gene: clic4
Product: chloride intracellular channel 4
Exons: 6
Coding region: 309-1067 (252 amino acids)
Source: RefSeq, a predicted model, not a curated record